UAAAAAGAGGCUUGUGAUUUCCGCCAUGAACAACAAUCUACCAAAAUCCGACUCUCAUAGUUCGUACCGAACAAUCGGAAUCGAAAUAUUCUUGUCCGAUAAUGGCAUCUUAAUUCAACUCUUUUAUGUUGGAAUCAGUACAGGUUAGCUUCCAUGGCGGACCUUUCUAUUGUUGUUUGGGUGGAAGGAGAAUCUCUGGAGCGGUGGAUGGGUAAAAAAGAUCGGACACAACGAGAAAAUUCUGAGAUUAUGAACAGUGGAUUUUGUCAUGAUUUACUUGGACAGACGAAGCAUCCUGUGUAUUUAAAUUCGGGUAUGAGAUCAGCGAUUGUGGUCCAUGGAGAAACGGCUUCGACAAUACUUUUCGAUUAUUUUUCGCCAUUUGGCAUUGAACUUGUACCCCUUUUGCCUGUUCAAGUACUCAGGGGGAAGUGUGUAGUACUGGGUUUUGAGUUUGUCUUACCAGCUUUGAAGGCGGUGAUAGUGGACAUUCUUUUCUUCCCUAAGGCAUGUUUCUGA
Vitis vinifera (wine grape) is the source of this 519-nucleotide messenger RNA. RefSeq lists its product as uncharacterized. The record is from RefSeq and is a predicted model, not a curated record. Lineage: Eukaryota; Viridiplantae; Streptophyta; Magnoliopsida; Vitales; Vitaceae. The transcript is spliced from 2 exons. Bases 154 to 519 code for a protein of 121 amino acids.